UAUUAAGCAGCGCCGCUCGGUUAUGCCUGAUUAUGUAGAGACGUUGUGUUUUUGUAGAUGCUGCGUUAUAAUGUCGAAGCAGAAAAGGAAGUUGAGUAGUUUCCCUGGGCUUCUGUGCAUGUCCUGAUAUUAAACAGGCGACUUGUAUCUGCAACAUUAUCAUCUGCCACCCUCGAAUCAGAUAGACGCAUUCUUUCUUUUUAGUCAGGUGUGGACAUCGCUGAAGAGAAAUGAGGUGUUAUUCACAUUGCACGUAAGAAAUAGACAUUUCACCCUGGUUCUACUGCAGGAGGAUAUGCUUCUUUCCUCAGCUGCCUAAACGAAUUGGGAUCUUGCAUCUGAAAGGAAAACUCGGGAAAAACAAAAAACGGGAGUGAUCCUUGUCCUUUCUACCGCUCAGCAUAAAAUAUAGGCCUAAUUUACAAUCACGAUAGAAAAUGAGGAAGUUUCGGAAAGUGCUGGACGGCUUAACUACCUCCUCCCCGGGAGCUACUCUCGGGUCCCCAUCGUGCGGCAGCGGGGCCGGGACUCCUACAGCGGCGCCAACUCCAAAGGAAAUCGAUGUCCAAGAGACCCUGCUGUCGGAAAACUUUCAGCUGUGUAAGACUGUGCGUCAUGGUUUCCCCUACCAGCCCACAGCUUUGGCCUUUGACCCGGUGCAGAAGAUCCUCGCAGUUGGCUCCAGAUCAGGAGGUGUUAGGAUAUUGGGACGUCCUGGAGUGGAUUGUUACUGUCAGCAUGAAAGUGGAGCAGCUGUUCUUCAGCUGCAGUUUCUUAUCAAUGAGGGGGCACUGGUCACAGCCUGCGCAGAUGACACACUUCACUUGUGGAAUCUUCGUCAGAGGCGGCCAGCUGUUCUUCAUUCACUCAAAUUCAACAGAGAGAGGACUCAGAGAUACCAGACCUUCAGACACCCCACCAACCUCCUUCAGACCACCACCGCCCUACGAGUCUGCGGCGACAUCUUCAGUGGCGCCCACAGAACCAGAGGCGACUGGUCCCCCGCAGAGACCUUCAUGUACACAGGAGACCCUGCCACUCUGGAGGGGGGGCGCUGCUCACGCCCAUACAGUACCCCACCACAGACGGGGUCCCUGCCUGGCAGCUUCAGCGCCCCCCUGAGGCCAGCUCUGAACGCGCUGGCCAACACCGCCAACUUCCUGAACAUGAUUUUCCAGGCAAGCGACCUGCGGGAGAGCACGGUGCAGGAGGACAUGGAGUGGUACCACGCUCUGGUCCGGGCCCUCCUGGAGGCUGACCUGCUCAUCCAGCGGGCCCUGCUCACCUUUGACGCUGACCCACUGGCGGCCGUGCCACAACUGGUGCUCCGCGCCUCCAGAAACCCCACAGCAAAGAUCCAGACCAUCAUCCUGCAGGAUUUAUCCAAAGCCUGGGAGAGCCUGCACCCGCCCGCCCCUGCCCCCAGCGACAGCUGGUUCAGGAGCUUUAAAUUCCCAGAGUCCAAACAGCCAACAGCAGCGCUGUCGAAGCGCCUGCUCCUAAACGACCUCAGCACACUCGACACGCCCAAGUGGAGGCAGGGCGACAGCUACGUGACCAAUCGCAGUGGGGUUCGCUGGGCCAGCGCCCCCUUUCUGGACUGUAAAGAAGGACGCUUUGUGCCCAGGUGGCUGCUCACCCUGUCCGCACCGUUCUAUGGGCUCAAACCCGACCUCACCCCAGAGUUCAGAGGUGUGAUCCGUGUGGAUGUCGACAUUCAGGACAUUGACUUGGACCAGUGUACCACUGGAGACAGCUGGUUCGCAGACACUCACCAGUGCAACCGCACCACCAUGGAGUGUGUACCCGUUCCUGGUCGGGGUUUUCGUCUGGGCCAGUACUGCUGCAGAUGCAAAGAAGGAUACUUCAACCCGGACAUCGUCCCUCCAGACCGAGAUGGCGGCCCUGUGAACACGAGCGAGGACGGACGAGUGUGUUACCCAAACUUGCCCAUCUGUCUGCCGUGCUGGCCGGGGUGCAGGAGCUGUCAGGACGGCGCCCCCUGCUGGGUGCAGGAGGCCUGGCUUCUCAGGGCCGCCGUGCUGGCCGUGCAGGGGGUCUUCAUGCUCCUCAUCUUCGUCAGCAUGCUGGUGGCCUACAGGCAUCGGAGGAACAGGGCGAUCCAUUCAGUCAGCUGGCAUCAUGAAGGGAAGCAGUUCAUGUGCAGUCACUCCGAUGGCAGCCUGACGCUGUGGAACCUCAGAAACACCACCAAGCCAUUCCAGGUCACUUUUCCUCAUGGAAAGAUCCAGAAAGAUGGGAGAAAGGAAUCAUGUAAACCCAUCCUCAAAGUGGAGUAUAAGACCUCCAGAAGCAGCGAGCCCUUUGUCAUCUUCUCUGGGGGUCUCUCAUACGACAAGGCAGGAAGGCGGCCCACAUUGACCAUCAUGCACGGCAAGGCUAUCACAGCGUUGGAGAUGGACUACCCUAUUGUAGAGUUCAUGGUUCUCUGUGAGACUCCUUACAACAACGAGGUCCAGGAGCCAUAUGCAGUGGUGGUGCUUUUGGAGAAAGACUUAAUUGUGGUGGAUUUAACACAGAGCAGCUUCCCUGUCUUUGAGAACCCCUACCCCAUGGACGUCCAUGAGUCUCCAGUUACCAGCACAGCUUAUUUUGCAGAUUGUCCACCAGACAUUAUUCCCAUUCUCUACUCUAUAGGAGCAAAACACAAGAAAACCGGUUACAGCCAAAAGGAAUGGCCGAUCAGCGGAGGAACAUGGACGUUAGGUUCCCACACCUACCCAGAGAUCAUUAUCACAGGACACGCUGAUGGUACAAUAAAGUUUUGGGAUGCAUCAGCAAUCACGCUACAAAUGUUGUACAAGCUGAAGACCUCCAAAGUGUUUGAAAAGCCAAAGCCAGGAGAGGGCCGGGCAGCAGAGCUGGUAGAAGAGGACCCUUUUGCUGUUCAGAUGGUCAGCUGGUGCCCCCAGAGUCGUAUGUUCUGUGUGGUCGGCAUCUCUGCCCACAUCAUCUUGUAUCAUUUCAGCAAACAUGAGGCCAACACUCAGAUAGAGGCACUCGAAGUCCGUUUACAGUGUGAGUCCGAAGAUGUCAUCUCUCCAUCCGAGAACGAGAAUGAUCCAUGCUUCUCAGAGUCUGGCUCCCACUCACCUCAGCCCCAUCACAGACAACCAGCUAGCCCCAGUAGUGGGACACCUGAGGGAAUCAAACACAGCGUCCCUUGCCUCAAGGUGAAGGACCGGAUGGUUCGAGUCCCUCCUGGCUACCAAGCAGAGCUAGUCAUCCAGCUGCAGUGGAUCGAUGGAGAACCUCCACAACAGAUCACCAGCCUGGACAUCAACUCAGCGUAUGGCCUUCUGGCGUUUGGGAACUGUAAUGGCCUAGCGGUGGUGGACUACUUGCAGAAAACUGUCCUGUUGUGUAUGUCUACACUGGAUCUGUACGGAGCCGCCGACCCCUACCAGCGCCUCACCCGCUCCCCGCGCAGGCACAGACAGUCCACCUCAGAGUUUUGCAUGCGUGGCCUGUCUAACUUUUAUUCAGAUUCAAAGAAAAGGAUCCGUACAUCCUAUCAGAGCCUUACUGAACUGUCUGACAACCAGCAGUCCAUUGACAUGGAGAGAAGCAAGUCGCCCACCUCAGUUCAUUACCCUACCUCCCUUCACAAUGACCCUCGCAUCCUGCCAGAGCCUGUGGCCAGUCUGAGAGCCAGCCACUGCAGUCCAGUCUUUUACUUACUGGACAAUGUAAAGGGACCUGGCAGAAAGUUAAGUCUGCCAACAGAUCUUAAGACUGAUCUUGAUCAUGUCAAUGGACAUUGCACUAGCCCCACAUCCCAGCCCUGCUCGGCGGGGAAGCCUCGCGUCCCAAUGGGUCCUGAGGGGCCACGGCUUACCCGCAGAGGCCCCGGCCGACCACCCUUCCGCAAGGCCCAGUCCGCUGCUUGCAUGGAGAUCUCUUUGCCUGUGUCCCACACUGAAGGUUAUGCAUCCAGGAGGGCAAUGCUUCAGCAGUUACAUGGAGUCACUAUGUACUCCCAUGAUGAGCACCACACCAGCGCCCCCUACUGCUGGAGUGACAGAGCUACUGAGAGCCGUGAAAACUCCUUCAGCCGUUCCCGCAGUUCCAGUGUGUCCAGCAUUGACCGGGACACCAAAGAAGCGAUCACCACGCUGCAGUUUGGAGAGUCCUACGGCCGCAAGAGUGACGCCCUCACUACCCCAUGUCUGUGGGUGGGCACAAGUCUGGGCGUUGUCCUGCUCAUCCCAAUGUCCAUUCCCACUGACCAGGAGGAGAGGAUGGAGGAAUCUGUGACCUUUGGCCCCAGCGGAGCAGUCCUGAUGCUGAAGGGCUCAGUCUUAAACUUUGGCUUCUUAGACUGCACGGGCGCCCUCAUUCAGAGACCGUAUGAGGUCUGGCGGGACAUCAAUGCUGCUGAGGACCCCGACCGACCGAGAAAACGCAAGCUGGUCCACUUCUCCCCGUCAUCCUCCCAGGAAACCUACGCAGACGGACACCUGGCUGUAGUCUGCUCUGAGAGACAGGCCAAAGUAUUCCUGAUGCCCUCACAGUCUUGCCUGUUUGUUCACAACAUCACAGAGUCGUCCUUUGUACUGCGAGCUGACGUGGUAUCGGUGUGUAACAGCGUGUGCCUGGCCUGCUUUUGUGCUAAUGGACAUGUGAUGAUACUCAGUUUGCCGAGUCUGAGACCGCUGAUGGAUGUCAAUUACUUACCGCUGACAGACAUGCGCAUCGCUCGAACCUUCUGCUUCACAAACGGGGGCCAGGCGCUCUAUCUCAGCUCCCCUACAGAGAUCCAGAGAAUAACAUACAGCCAGGAGAUGUGUGACAACCUGCAGGAGAUGCUGGGAGAAUUGUUUACACCAAUAGAAACCCCUGAGGUCCAGAACAGAGGCUUUCUGAAGGGCUUCUUUGGAGGAAAUGCUCAUACCUUCGACAGAGAAGAGCUCUUUGGUGAGGCAGCAGCUGGAAAAGCCUCUCGGAGUUUGGCUCAACACAUCCCUGGGCAGGCGGGGAUGGAAGGCAUGAAAGUGGCAGCCGGUGGAGCGGUGGGAGAGUUGGCUCGGGCGCGCAUCGCUCUGGACGAGAGAGGCCAAAGGCUUGGCGAGCUGGAGGAACGAACCGCACUAAUGAUGACCAGUGCAGAGGCUUUCUCCAAACACGCUCAUGAGCUGAUGCUUAAGUGCAAGGACAAGAAGUGGUACCAGUUCUGAUGGACAGACGGAACGCUGACGCAGCCCUUGAACUGCUGGGAAAUGUAUGCCACGACUUUCACUCUACAAAUGAGAGCACUGAAAAGAGAGACUCCAGAGUGACACAGUCUUCAUGGCUCCUGACUGGCUCUGUGUUGGUACAGUCACCUCCAGGACGUGAUCGCGCUACUUCUUUGUCCCAAUAUGUUGUAAUGAAUAGAGAAAGAGAAUGGUGGUCGGAAUAGGCCUGAUGGGGGAGCUGGAAAUAUCCCAUAAGUUGGUUUGGUGUGUGUGUGUGGGAGGGGUGCGUGUUCAGGUGUGCUGUUUUUUUUUCCCCUCUGGACCUCACUGUGUAGAUAGUCACAUGUUAAGAAAUCAACAAGAAAUGCAUGAAAACAUGGAUGAGUAUUAAAAUAUCCAACUGCCAUAUUAAAAAGCAGCAUGCUACUUUAACAUGGAUACUAAACCGAACCCUUUUAUUUCAUCUGUAAGCUUACAACAGAGACUAUGAAAAAAAUAUAUCUAUUUUUUGAAAUUUUGACAAAAACUAUAUAUAAAAAGGGAAAUGUAUAGCUGCAUUGCUAUUAAGCCAAAACUUGUUCUUUUGCCUUUUAUGUACUUCCGGUUUAAUUGAUUUAUUUUUAUGUCUCAGUAAUCAUUUAUUGCCACAAUAUACAAUAGAUGCACAUAUUUAGCUUUCUCUACAAUCACUGAGAAUAAUUCUACUCUGUUUUUACUAAUGCUACUACUAUGGGCUGCACAAUGCAAACACAAAUAAGUAGUAUGUACACUUUCCUCUGCAUAGUCUAAUCACUCUUACUUCAUUUCCCUUGGCUGCUGCAAUUUUAAAAAGCACUGAAUGAUGAGGAAUCUCUCACUUCCCAACUACAGUUGUAUGAAAACAGAGAGCUGAUUGUUGUGAGAUGUAUGCAAAUGCAGAAAGAGUUAAGCGUGGACACAGUGUGGUAAUCUCUAAUGAAUGCACCUAUGAACUAUUUAUGUGCCAUAAAAAGAUGAGUCAAUGCACUCUAACAAAGAGCUAAUUAAUUUAUCAUCACUUAAUUUCUUUUUCAUCUCAAGAUACGACAAAAUACUGAGUUGGCAAUAGAGGGCAUUAUCAAAGUCAAAGUUCGUCUUCUUGAUUAAAAUAAGAGUGUUUUUUUUCUGUUGUGUCUGGUUAAUCUUUGCGUCUCUAUCUGUAAGUCAGAUUUGGAUGUUAAGCGCUCUAGUGGGUUGUAAGUGUUGAGAUGAGGAAGGAGGAGGGCGACAAAUGUUUAACCAGACUCUUCUCUACCAAAGCAAUCAAAAGUGAGCGACACAAUCCCAUCUCUUUCCACUUCAAUCUAUUUAAGACUUCUAUUUUCUGUGUUUGCACCUUUUGGCCUGAAUGGUCUUCUAUUCAUAAUCACAUGACCACUGUUUGCAUGUCAGAGAAUACACAGAGACGAGGGAAGCACUUGUGUUUAAUUGUCAACAGCUCCCUGAGUUUCAGGGCUAAAACGGUGUUUUCAGUGAUGUUCUGUCAAGAGUCAGUGAGGAAACUUUGUACAUGUGUAAAACAUUUGCAACAAUUUUGACUGAAGGCAAAUGUGUUCUUUUUUGUUCAGUAUUGUUAUUGAUGAUUAUGAUCUCCUCUUGUCGCAGUCCUAUAUUGAUGGUAACGGCCUCUUAGCUGAUGGCUCUUGUUUGUUUAAAACUGAAAAUGUUCCAUGAUACAUGGUGGUGUAUCAUAUUGUGAUUGUGUUGUAUAUGUCAUUGGGUAGCCAUAUGACACCUGCAAACAGUGUUUAAUAAGGAGGAUAUUUUGUACUUGUGCAUUUGUCUGUAUUAUGAUUGGAUCUCCAAAAACUUGACAGAGGAUUACUGCUAUUUCUCCCUCAUUAAUCAGGGGUUCAUGCACAUUAGUGGCAUUAUAUUGGAUUCAUAAUGGCACAAAUACCAAAUAACAUAUGCAUUGCAAUAUGUGCACUCAAAACCUAAAAGAAAUUACAAGCUAAAUGACAGCGGUGAUAGUCAUUCGGUCUACUUCCUGUUUGGCAUACCUAAGACUUUAAUGUCUUCUAAACCAGUCCAAUACCUCCAAACCUUAAGUGGUAACACUGGGACUUCUAGACUUAUACUUGACUUAAUUCAAUGAGGUGUCUUAAACAUUUCCAAAUAAAAGCCUCCCUCCUCUUUACUGUCAAUGAGAUUUGUGUUCAGUGCAGUCAUUUCAGUGGCGGAGAAAAACACAAACAAAAAAGGAAAAAAAAAUAAACCAAAAGAACAUUAAAAAAAUCUGACUUCUACCGACAGGGUGUUUUGUUAGUAAGUUUUUGGUUUGUAUGUUUUUGGUUUUUCUAUUUAAUGUACAGUUCAAUCAUGGGAUAAAGGUGAAUAAAAAAUACAAGAAGGGAUAAUGACAUACCUUGGAUAUUUUCUCUGUAUAUGUUGUACCUCUUUCUCCUGGUACUGUAUCUGGUAUUCUGGCUCUGUCUCAAUCACUGGAACUCUGUUGUUCUUCACACUGUAGUAUCCUAAAAAUGCAUUUUUUUUCUGGUUUUCUCUCUGAUGGCAGCAAAGUUUGUCUUAUAUAAAUGGAUUCUCUUACUUUCUGUUCUUAUAGAUAUACCAGUGUAAUAGAAUUUACUUGACAAAGAACUGAAAAU
Molecule: messenger RNA, 7825 nt
Organism: Cheilinus undulatus (humphead wrasse)
Lineage: Eukaryota; Metazoa; Chordata; Actinopteri; Labriformes; Labridae
Gene: stxbp5l
Product: syntaxin binding protein 5L
Exons: 32
Coding region: 438-5198 (1586 amino acids)
Biological process (GO): regulation of exocytosis; regulation of protein secretion
Cellular component (GO): plasma membrane; cytoplasm; SNARE complex
Molecular function (GO): myosin II binding; GTPase activator activity; syntaxin binding
Source: RefSeq, a predicted model, not a curated record